UUUUAUUUGCUCUUGUUUCUCCGUUGCUUAUUCUAUCAGUCAGCAUUAUCUUCUAGUUUCCAUUGUCAUUCUUUAAAUCCUGGUUUCUCUUCUCUUAUUUUAUCUCCUGGUGGUUAAUCUUCUCUGCGCUGCGAACAACUCAAUAAUAGCCAGGGCCGUGAACUGUUGAUUUGCGUUGCUUGUGCAUCGGCCCUUGUCAUCUUAUGUAACAAUGUGUUCACGAGACGGGCUUGUUUUCGGACUCGUGGAGACAGGACCCCCUUAUUGCCGCACAGAAGGGUGGGGGGGGGGAGUAGACUUUUUGUGACCUCAUCAAAAGAGAACUCUCAGAACUCACUCCCAACUUCCCCGCAUCCUAAACCGGCUCUCAAACUUGAGCAUGUAUAACUCUGCUGUAAUCAUAGACAACGGUUCGGGUAUCUGUAAAGCGGGAUUAGCCGGGGACAAUGCUCCGAGAUCGGUCAUUACAUCAAUUGUAGGACGACCCAAAGCCAAGGCGACCAUGCUUGGGGCUGGACACAAGGCAUACUAUGUAGGAGAAGAAGCUCAGGCCAGGAGAGGCGUCCUGAAUUUGAAAUACCCAAUAAAACAUGGCAUAGUGACUUGCUGGGAUGAUAUGGAGAAGGUUUGGCGACAUGUUUACGAUUGCGAGCUCCGUUUAAAGUCACACGAGAGACCAGCCUUAUUAACCGAAGCCCCUCUGAAUCCUUUACACAACCGAGAAACCAUGACCGAGAUUAUGUUUGAAAGUUUUAAGGUGCCCGCCAUGUACGUAGCUAUCCAGGCAGUUCUAGCUCUCUACGCUUCCGGGCGGACAACUGGCCUGGUUGUGGACAGUGGAGAUGGCGUGACUCACACGGUGCCCAUUUACGAAGGUUACUGUCUCCCCCACGCUGUCUACAGGUUCGACUUAGCUGGCAGAGAUAUCACCCAGUAUUUCGUCAGGAUCUUGAUGGAAGUUGGCCAUUCCUUCGUCUCCUCUGCGGAGAGGGAGAUCGUGAAGGACAUCAAGGAGAAGCUCUGCUACGUGGCUCUCGACCCACAGCUGGAAAUGAGGAAGAGGCGUGAAGAUAUCCAGAAGGAAUACAAAUUGCCCGAUGGCAACGUGAUACAGAUCCAAAGCCAGCUUUUCAGAGCACCCGAGAUCCUGUUUUCUCCUGCCUGCGUGGGUUUCGAGUGUCCGGGAGUGCACAGGCUGGUGUUCAAGAGCAUCUCAAAAUGUGACAUCGACCUGCGGAAGUAUCUGCAUUCAAACGUGCUGCUGUCGGGAGGAUCCACGCUCUUCCCGGGCCUGGAUGAAAGGAUGCUGAAGGAGCUGCAGUUCCUCGCUCCUGUGGGAAUACCGGUGAAAGUCAUCGCCCCUCCAGAGAGGAAAUAUUCCGUCUGGAUUGGGGCUUCUAUACUAACAUGCUUGACUUCAUUUCAGGAAAUGUGGAUUACUGCUACCGAGUACCUGGAGAUGGGACCGUGGGUUGUUCACAGAAAAUGCUUCUAGGAACUCUUGUCGCUAAAAAUAGCAGCUACUUUAAUCGGUCCUAUUAUUGUAUGAAUAAUAAACAGCUGAAAUUACUAUAUCUGUGUGCAGCUUUGUAGUAUUUUAUAUUCUAAAGUAUAUAAAAAGACAAAUAGAUUACUUUAAAAUAGAGCCUUAGUAGAGCCUUGGAGAGGUACAGCGUAGAGACAGGCCCUUCGGUCCAUCUAAUCUGUGCCAAAACCAUUUAAGCUGCCUCCUCCCAUCGAUCUGCCUCAUGUUCCCCUUAAACUUUUCACAUUUCACCCCUAACCCGUGACCUCUGGCUCUAGUCCCACCCAACUUCAGUGGCUAAACCUGCUUAUAUUUACCCUAUCUAUACCCCUCAUAAUUUUGUAUAUCUUCAUCAAGUACUUUGAUAUCUUAUGUUCAUUAUUGGAUCAGGCCCGCUUUCUAAUAGGUGCAUCAUCUGAAAACUAUGCUUAAAUUUGACAAGUGUGCAACUUGAUAGUUCAAUUGGUAAUGUGAUUAAUAUAGAAAUAUGAACUCUGUUCCCAUGGAGGUCAUAGCAAAGUGGCUAAGGAGCACAAAUUCAAUUAUCAGGGACCAAAUUUUGGACUGUUGGCUUUACACAAGUGGCUAACAUCUAACUGAUUGUGGAGUCAAGUACCUUGGGUCAGAAAGCAGGAUCAGAAGUCAUAAUCGGCCAGACAAUCACUUUUAUAUAAUGUCUUUCCACAUCUUCAGUGUUUGAAUUUUAAAGAACAGAUUUACAUGGCCCCAAUGUUAAACCAAUUUGGAAAACAUGGAUCAUGUCUAGUGCAGAUGCUAACCUUGCCUGAUGUAGACUGGAAAGAUGUCAGUUGGCAAAUAUUACUUAAAUACAAGAUCCAAUUCCCACCAGAAACCAGGUAAUGCUACUUUGUAGUUGGGCAAAAAUAGGAACAGCAGGAACUAUCCUGUUUAAAGGGCCAUGAGAUAUUUGAAUUGGGGAUGGAUCAUGUAAGAAACAACAAAAUAACA
Messenger RNA from Hypanus sabinus (Atlantic stingray), 2494 nucleotides. RefSeq lists its product as uncharacterized. The record is from RefSeq and is a predicted model, not a curated record. Bases 380 to 1495 code for a protein of 371 amino acids. The transcript has a single exon. Lineage: Eukaryota; Metazoa; Chordata; Chondrichthyes; Myliobatiformes; Dasyatidae.